CAUUAACUUCUCACUCCUUAAUAUACUAUGCGUCUGAUCUAUCAUGUCUUUAAUAUCUCACUGUAAAAAAUCACUGUAUGUUUGCCAGGGUCCAGCAGAAGAGACCAGACUCACCUGGACCCAGCUGUGUGUCCAUGAAGAGUGACCGGUCUAUGGAGCAGCCACUCAAAUUCAGAAAAGGAGAUUGUACCACUGAUCCAGGGGUCCAGCAAAAGAGACCAGACUCACCUGAACCCAGGUGUGUGUCCAUGAAGAGUGACCGGUCUAUGGAGCUACCACUCAAAUUCAGAAAAGGAGAUUGUACCACUGAUCCAGGUGGAUGGUCUACUCUGCCAGAGGAUCAGUCCAGGUGUGCAGUGUGUCACCAGGUGCUGAGGAAUCCAGUCUCUAUCACCUGUGGACACAGGUUCUGCAGACAGUGCAUCACCAGAUACUGGGAGAAACCUGCUCCUUCAGGAGACUAUGACUGUCCUCAGUGUAGAAAGAGCUCCAGAACACGUCCUGUACUACAGCACCUGAGUGAACCUGAUGAUGCAAGAGGCUCUGAAAUCAUGGAUGACAGCCUGCAGAGAGCCAUAGUAAACCACAAAGACAGUCUGAAAAGGAGGUAUGAAUGUGUGAUAGAAGGUAUGGAAAAAGCAGGGAAUCAAACUCCCCUCAACAGGAUUUACACAGAGCUCUACAUCACAGAAGGAGAGAGUGAAGGGGUUAACAAUGAACAUGAGGUGUGGCAGCUAGAGACAGCAUCCAGGACACCAACCUCACAUGACACAGCAAUCCACUGCAAUGACAUCUUUAAACCCUUACCUGUCCAAGAGAGAAGCAUCAGAACCGUGCUGACGAAGGGCAUCGCUGGCAUUGGAAAAACUGUCUCUGUGCAGAAGUUCAUCCUAGACUGGGCUGAAGGGAAGGCAAACCAAGAUGUGGAUAUCAUAUUUAUGCUUCCUUUCCGGGAGCUGAACUUGAUUAAAGAUCGGCUGUACAGUCUUCUCAGACUUUUAAAUGACUUCCACACAGAACUAGACAUAGGCAAUGCAAAGAAACUCACUGCCUGUAAAGCUAUGUUCAUCUUGGAUGGUUUGGAUGAAAGCAGAUUUCCAUUGGAUUUCCAGCAUAUUGAAAUGGUGUCUGAUGUCACAMAGGCAUCGUCUGUUGAUGUUCUGCUAAGAAAUCUCAUCAAGGGAAAUCUGCUUCCCUCUGCUCUCCUUUGGAUAACUACUACUACUACUACUACUAAUACUUWUACUACUACUACUWAUAUUUUUACUACUACUACUAAUACUUUUACUGCUACUACUACUACUACUACUAUUACUAGGUGGAUUCCUCUUGGUUUUUAAACUGAGAAAAAAAAAAAUCCCUGUAUGUU
This is a messenger RNA of Salvelinus sp. IW2-2015, 1369 nucleotides long. NCBI's taxonomy places the organism in Eukaryota, Metazoa, Chordata, Actinopteri, Salmoniformes, Salmonidae. The record is from RefSeq and is a predicted model, not a curated record.